Histoplasma capsulatum G186AR is the source of this 318-nucleotide messenger RNA. RefSeq lists its product as uncharacterized. Lineage: Eukaryota; Fungi; Ascomycota; Eurotiomycetes; Onygenales; Ajellomycetaceae. Bases 1 to 318 code for a protein of 105 amino acids. The transcript is spliced from 2 exons. The record is from RefSeq and is a predicted model, not a curated record.
AUGUAUGGGAACCAUGUUACAACUAUUGAAGCUCAGACUCAAAUAAUGGUGCGCAACGCUCUCCGCAGCCAGGUGCCAGUCCCCGGAGUUCUUGGUUGGGUGAAGGAUGGAGGUAGCCACGGCAGGAAGCCGUUGACAGAUUACCUUCUCAAACCUACCCCAAACUCUCAGGGCCAUUCCAAGGUCCAGAUCUGGUCAAGGAAUUUCAAGACAUCUGCCAAAUGGAUAUCAACAUUGAAACACCCCAUUGCAUUCGCGCAUGAUGAAUUUUUUCCCCGCCAAAUAUCCUGUUAUCGUGAGACCCGAAGCCCAAAGUAA